Messenger RNA from Prorocentrum cordatum, 2850 nucleotides. NCBI's taxonomy places the organism in Eukaryota, Dinophyceae, Prorocentrales, Prorocentraceae. The record is from the annotation of a GenBank genome assembly.
AUGGGGCUGAACUUCGGCCAGAUGCAAGACGCGACAGGUGUCGGCCUGAGCAUGGGUGAGCAGACUCAGAUGGUCCCUCGGGGCGAACUUCGCGCCUUCGAGCUGGCCGCGAGCUUCUCCGAGGAAGCCGUCGUCUUCAUCGCCGACUGCGAGAGCCGCGCAGCCGCUCCGGGCCAUGUCGGGAGCGUCGGCACGAACGAGGACCAGUUUGACAAGGAGGUCGAGCUGUACGUGUCGUACAGCUUGGCGAGUGGAGAGCCAGACCACCUUGGUUCAGUGUUGGGGCGUUUGUUCAAGGGCCUCGAGUCGGGGUCGCAGCAGGCGCUCAAGUGGAAGCUCAUUGUCUGCCAGGUGCCCAUGAUGGUGGCCGAGCUCAGCCGUUGGGACUCAGCGAAAAGGCAGUCAGCCCGCGAGGCCUUCGAGCUGGAGAAGGCAAAGAGGGCCAAGAAGCGGGAGGAGGACCACGUGUCGGAGGCGGGCCAGGCCCUGGACCAAGCCAGCCUGCAGCGGGGACCUCAAAGGGAGGAGACGAGCAUCGCACAGAAGAAGCACGACAAGCAGAAGAACAGGAAGGACAACAAGACUUGGGUCCCGAAGUGGAAGCGCCUGCGGCCCAGCUGCAAGUACGUGAACUUCGGAUGGCGCCAGAAGUGCGGCCAGUGCACUGCAGUGGCGCCCCUGGAGACGCUGAGCUUGCAGGAGCAGCAGGCGGUGGAGAACCUCACGGACCCGCAGGAGAUUCAGCGCCACCAGGAUUUCAAGGACUGGGAAGUGAAGUGGCUUGCGGGCCUGGUGGAGCAGCAGUCCGACCUGGAGCUCGAGGACGCCGUCUGCUUCAUCAACGCCAAGCAGCUGGUCAACAUCCAGGGCAUGAUCUUUCAGGCGUGGGCUGGAGCGAUCAGCGGCAAGACCAAGAAGGGCAAGCAGAAGAGCAAGGGCCCCGUGAACGCCGCGGGCGCUGGAGGUUCUGGGCUCAGGUGGCUGUGGGCCGCGCUCCUGGCCGCCCGCGCCGCCGCCGCGGGGCCCGAGCGCGGCGGCGGCCGCCUGGUCCUGGACCUUCACCUGCCGGACCACGUCGUGGCCAGGCACCGGGCGCGGAAGGCGGCAGCCGCCGCCGCCGCCGACCGCGCCGAGGCUGCCGGGGCGCACCAGCUGAGGGGACGGCUCCUGGCGGCCGCGCACUCCAUCGAGCUCGGCAACGACGACAACGUGCAGUACCACCUCAAGAUCUCCGUAGGAGAGUCGUGCGGGGCGCACCCCCGCGGCGAGCAGCAGUUCCAGGUGGUGCCCGACACCGGGAGCUCGGACCUCUGGAUCCCGGCCCUGAACUGCACCCAGUGCCGCUCCGGGGCCGCGCGGUUCGACUUCAACCAGUCCUGCAGCGCGGUCUGGAAGGGCGAUCGGAUCAAGUUCCAGUACGGGGACGGCACCGUUGCCAUCGGAGAUUCUUUCACGGACACGGUGACCGUUGGCAGCCUCGUGGUCAAGGACCAGUUCGUGAUCCAGGUCGACAGCGUAACUUCCGAGACGCACAUGAAGUCGGACGGCAUACUCGGCCUGGCCCACCACUACCAGAAGGACUCCAACUCCAAGGGGGAGACCUUCCUGACGACCCUGUUCAAAGAACACGCCGACUUGCCCAAGCAGUUCUCCUUCUACCUGACUGGCACUGCGGAGGAGCCCUCCAAGCUCAUCUUCGGCGACGCGAAUUUGAAGGAACUCUCAAAAGAGACGUCGUUUCGAUACGGAAAGGCCCAGUACAUGGAGCAGACAGACUUGUGGCUAACCAGCAUUUGGUCCAUAGGUUGGAGUACCACUGGCGUUGAGCACACGUUCAACGAUAGGUUUAACGGAAUGGGCUCUCCCGCCCUCGUCGACUCGGGUUCUUCGCUCAUCGUACUGGAUCCCGAGAUAUCUACGGCGCUUUGCGGUGGUGCGUGUGCGGGCAAGGGUGGCGCGGAGCGGUCCUUCGUGCUCGGCGGCGUGCGUGGCCUGGUCGGCAUCUACACCUUAGGGCGUGGGGAGGUGAAGGUAUCCCGGGAUCUGGGCUCCAGGCUCGUGAUCAACGUGAUUAGCGAGGACAACGAGCAGUUCUCCCUGUGCAUGAAACCCGAGGAGUACACCAUCGACUCUGUGGACUUCCUGGACCCAAGCAAGUCGACGUGUGUGCCGUCGCUGCAGCGAGGAAGCCCUGGCCAGCCGGUCCCGAUCAUAUUCGGCAUGACUUUCAUGCGAGCGUUUUAUACGACUUUCGAUAUCGAGAAUCAUCGCAUAGGUUUCGCGCGCAGCAACCUGUCCCCGUUGCCAGCGCUCGCGAAGUGCACGAUUGACUCCCAGCCCGUCAUCAGGCGGUCGCUCUGGCUCGCGUCCAUGGUCGCUGCGUUAUUCUCGGUGACGUUCGCAUGCUAUGUCGUGUGGGUGCCCGCGUUAGCUCCGGAUAAGGGUUGUUGCAAGCAGCAGGCAGUGGUGCUCCGGGCGGGGUGCCGAGCGCCCACGGCGGGCGGGCCGCGCCCCUCGGAGGCCGCGGGGCAGCUGAGCGCGAGCAGCGCGGGGCAGAGCCAGGAGGUGGACAAGCUGCGCUCGGAGGUGGGCGCGGCGCGCCAGGAGCGCGACAGCGCCCUGCUGGCGCAGGCGUCGCUGGAGGAGGAGGGGGCGCGCCUCCGCGGCCAGCUGCGCGCUGCGCUCGCCGAGGGCAGCGGCUUCUCUGGUGGGAGCCUUGUGCUCUCGCUCGGGCGCGGCUACCAGGGCACGGUGGGGUGUCCGUGGGUGCUGCGUGUAGAUGGCGUCCGUGUGGGGGACCUCGGCGUUCCGGAUCCUGUCGUGCCGUUGCCGCCCUCGGGGUCAGCUUGA